This is a messenger RNA of Pelagomonas calceolata, 963 nucleotides long. The record is from the annotation of a GenBank genome assembly. NCBI's taxonomy places the organism in Eukaryota, Pelagophyceae, Pelagomonadales, Pelagomonadaceae.
AUGCCCGACGUCGUCACCAUCUUGACGAAAGACCCCAAGUCGGUGCCGACGACCGCGGCCUGGCUGGCGGCACUGGCGGCCGUCACGAUGCUCAUCGAGAGCAAUUUUCUCGAACACAUGGAUAUAGCUUGGCUUGGAUUUCCAAUCUGGACGCCAGGGACCCCGUUUUACGGGCAAUGGUAUCGGGCCCUCGCGUCUCUCUGCACACUGGGCUCUUUGAGCUUCUCGACAUUGAUCUCUGUGUACUUCAUCGCGUCGACCGCGGUCCCGUACGAGCUAGCUGUGGGAAGGGCUCUCUUCUUCUGGCACAUGCUCUUAGGCACUGUCGCCGUCUUGGGGGUUUGUGCAAUCGGUGGCGUCGUUCCGGGCCGUGGCUACCCCGAGUUUUAUUUUCCGGCAGCAGCACUGGCUCACUACAUCGAGACUCUUCAUUUGUGCUACCAGCCUGAUUAUGUGGUGUCGAUUAUGGGCGUCCGUCACGUCAAAAUGAAGCACGUGCCUCUCUUUCACAUGGGCUAUGGUAUCUUUAUGGACAAUCGCUGGAUCAAUAUGGGUCUCUUAAUUGGCUACGUGGUAGGGCAUUUCGUGCACUCCAAUUUUAAGCUCUUCCCGUGGCUCGAGAAUCCGUACCUGGCGUUGGCCGCGCUGGCCGAGGAGGAUAACCGGGGCGCGCCGGCCGCCGCACCGAGACGCGAGGCGCCGGCCGCCGCGGCCGACGAUCCCGCAGCCACGCGCGCGGAAGGACCAGUCGCCCUCAAAAUCGGCGACGCCGUCACCUUCGCCUUCCCGGACACGUCCGCGAACGCGCCGCUUACCGGCAAGCGCGGCGUCGUCGAGGCGCUCCCCGGAGGCGGCGAUUUCCCCGACCGCUACGUUGUCUUCCUCGCCGCGACGGCGGACUCCGGUCAGCGCCGCCUCGCGGUGAAGCGCGAGCACCUCGAGUUCUUCGCGCGAGGCCUUUGA